Oryza sativa Japonica Group (Japanese rice) is the source of this 681-nucleotide messenger RNA. RefSeq lists its product as uncharacterized. Lineage: Eukaryota; Viridiplantae; Streptophyta; Magnoliopsida; Poales; Poaceae. The record is from RefSeq and is a predicted model, not a curated record.
GACUUAUCCGCACCCAUCACCCAGCCUCCUCUCCACGCAAACGCAACCCAACCCAAACCCCCCUAUAAAAUCCCUUCUCCCACACACAGAAUUUCACAAGCCACCCACAGACACGUACUACGACACCGAGUUUGAGCUUUGAGCUUUGAGGAGUGUGUCUGAGAGUUUGGUCAUGGCGGACAUCGCGUUGCUGGUGACGGAGGAGUUCGAGAGGAAGCUCAAGAGGGGGGCGCCGGGCGAGGAGGGCGCGGCGGCGGAGUCCAGGAGGAACUUCGGCGCCGUCAUCAAGGUGUGCAGCUCGUGGGUCGACGCCGCCGCCGCCGCCGCCGCCGCCGGGGUGACGGUCAACGUCGCGCUGCUCAACGUCGACCCCAAGUCCGGGCCCGCCGUCGCCGCCAUGGACGGCGCCUUCUCCGCCUAGUCGCUUCACAGUUUUUUCUUUUUUGUUCUUCUUCUUUUUUACUCAAAAAAAAAGAUAAGUUAAUUAGGAGGAGGAACUAGUCUAUUAUGUAUCUCUCCUCCUUUGAUACAGCUCGGUCACCGUGUUGAUGUAAAUAUAGCCGCUUAAUUUUUGUCUUUUGAUUUGAAACAAGCUCAUCAUUCAUCCAUUCGUUUUGGUUUCUCUGAAUUUGUCGAUUUGCCAUGUGUUCGAUCGAACCCACAGGAGGACUUUGACCAAAA